Anopheles darlingi is the source of this 542-nucleotide messenger RNA. RefSeq lists its product as uncharacterized. Bases 105 to 413 code for a protein of 102 amino acids. NCBI's taxonomy places the organism in Eukaryota, Metazoa, Arthropoda, Insecta, Diptera, Culicidae. The transcript is spliced from 2 exons. The record is from RefSeq and is a predicted model, not a curated record.
UAAAGCAACAUAAACAAAUAAAAGGGGCAGCUCGAUCCUCGGACUUUUGUUCUUUGUUCAGCUAGAACUUCACGAUCAUUUAAGUGCUCCACAAUACGCUAAGGAUGGCCGAGGAACAACCGAAAGAGGUUCUUUGCGGUGGCGUACAAGCCGAGGGCGAUCUGCAAAAUCCGGAACACGAAAAGCGCAUCACCGCAGCGCUGGCCACGACCGAUGGACACGGGGGGAAAUCGUACAAAGUGCACAGCGUCACGAAGCAAGUGGUCGCCGGAAUUAAUUACGUCUAUAUCAUUUCAUUCGAGAACGACGAAUCUGGCCAAAAGUACGAGAUCUCGGUGUGGGAGCGGCCCUGGCUGAAGGACCCGGCUCAGGCCCAGAUCAUCAAGUUCAAGGAGCACACCCCAAAGGAAUGAGUGAAGAGCUGUGAUAAGAAGAUACGCGUGUCCGCUAAAUAUCUAUUCCUUUUCGCUUGAAACGAUUCUGUGAGUUGAUUCGUAAAGGCAUGUUAUUAAAAUGUAAUCUGUUCGUUUGUUAAAAUUGUA